UAAAGCACAAUAAAAAAUAAACAAAAGUCCCGUAAAAACGAACUAAUACGCACUACAAGAGCAAAAAAAUUUCAAGUUACUUCGAUGCUUAACCUUGAAAAGGGGGAAAUUGUUGAUACGUGGCCAUAACCACAUAAUAUAUAGCUUAUAAAAAGCUGGGGAAGGGCAGGCAGAUAUCAACCUGGCCGCACUUUUUUGCACUUAUCAUUGCGCAGUCACAAUUGUGAAUUGCACAAAGAACGUCAAUAUUUGUAAAUCGAAUUAACGAACGCUGCACCCAGAAAAAACGUUUUCCGCUGCAGAAUGGAUCAUCGUGUUUUUCUGUCGCUGAUCUUUGUGCUCAGCGGCACCUUCAAUGUUCUGGUCGUGAAGUGGGCUAAUCAAAACCAGGUGAUUGGCAGCGAUGGAAAACUACAUGGAUUCCAGCAUCCGGUGGUUUUCACCCUGCUCAUGUUUCUUGGCGAAUUCCUUUGCUUUAUCGUCUUUAAGCUGAUUCGCCUGAUCUCCAAUCGUCGUGGAGUCAUCGCCGAUCUGGAUAGCAUCUUGACCCAGGACAGCAGCGAGUUCGGCCCUUUGAGCAUGCUUCUACCUACCGUACUGGACGCGGUUGCAUCCAUUCUGCUGUUUACCGGACUUUAUUUAACGUACGCCACCAGCUUCCAGAUGAUAAGAGGCGCCGCUCUGAUCUUCGUGGGUAUUUUCAGCACCAUGUUCUUGAAUCAUACGCUCACUAGUCGGCAUUGGCUUGCCAUCUUCACCAUAUCCUGUGGUCUUUUGGACAUUGUCAGUCUGGAUGUUCAUCGCGUUGACUAUGACCAAGUCACAUUGCCCUACACAGAUCACAAAGCCAUUCUGACCGGCGACCUGCUUAUCAUCAUAGCCGAGAUUCUGCAUGGUCUGCAGUAUGUUUAUGAGGAGAAACAGCUUAAGACCUCAAAUGUAGCACCAUUGCAAGCUGCCGGCUGGCAGGGAAUUUUUGGAUUAGUAAUUACCUCGUUGCUGGCAAUUUGUAUGCAUUUCUUACCAAGUGUAAGUCCCUUCAACGAGAGCUCUCGUGCCGUCUUUGACGAUUGGAGCGAUCUCAUUGCUAGUCUACAGGAUAAUCCUCCUUUGAUUAUGGCCCUGAUUGCUUUUACCGUUUCGUCUGCUUUGUACAACUUUAUUGGACUUUACAUUGCGAUGUACUCGUCUAGCGCGAACCGCCUACUGGCCGAUGGUCUACGCGUAUACUUCAUUUGGGUAUUCGUUAUUUUGUGGGAAUGGGAGUACAUGAAUCUUAUUACGAUCAUGGGCUUCCUGAUCCUUCAAAUGGGCAUCAUCCUCUAUCGACAGGCUCUUUUCCUGGACUGGUAUCGAUCUGCUGUGGCUCGCUGGCAUCGUGCUCGUUACGUCGACUUGAAUUCGGAGAACGCAGGUGUGCCCAACAGCCGACCAGCAGAUGUGAUCUAAGGAUACUAAGGGAUUGCAGGACGGAAAGGAGUCCUAACAUCCGUAUGAGGUGGAUUGUGAUAAGAGAGAUGGGUUGUAAAUCGACCUGGGCUGAUUCUUGAAAAAUACUUAUCAAUUAAAAAAAAUGUAACAUUUAGAUUCUAUAAGCCAAUACACACAUGAAAUGUUA
Molecule: messenger RNA, 1618 nt
Organism: Drosophila eugracilis
Lineage: Eukaryota; Metazoa; Arthropoda; Insecta; Diptera; Drosophilidae
Gene: Tango9
Product: solute carrier family 35 member F6
Exons: 4
Coding region: 304-1449 (381 amino acids)
Biological process (GO): pyrimidine nucleotide-sugar transmembrane transport
Cellular component (GO): Golgi membrane; intracellular membrane-bounded organelle
Molecular function (GO): pyrimidine nucleotide-sugar transmembrane transporter activity
Source: RefSeq, a predicted model, not a curated record